AUGGCCUACCAGCAGCAGCAACAGCAGGGCCAGCAGCAGUCCUCCGAUGGCCGCAACCCGAACCGUCUGCACCUCAACUUCGGCUUCACCAACCCGCCAAACUUCCCCGCCGAGCAGGGUCGUGCCUUCCCAACGACGCCCUCCACUUUUCCGCAGCCGUUCCCAAACUCAGCGGGGCAGCAAGAGGUCUGGGGAGCCCACCAGCCCACCAGCGGCAUCAGCCAGCAAGGCUACUUCUACAACAACAACAAUCCCAAUGCAUACCCACCGCAGUUCAGCAACGGCGUGUCGCUAGGCGCAGGAUACCGCUCGCCCAAUGGCGGGUUCAACGACGUGACCAACGGCCUCGCCCAUCAGUUCCAGCACCAGAACCUGGGAGGCAACUCUCCACGCUCUGCGAGCCCGUACAACAACCGUCAGCCAUCGCCCGCAAACCAGCGUCCCCGCACUGCAGGUGCGACUGGCUAUAGUCACCACAACAACUUCCUCAGCGCACCGAUGCCCCCGGUCCCGCAGGCUGCCAGCAUCUGCGACGAUGAGCCACCAGCGAAGAACUCCGAGAAAUACUCCACCGCCAUCACUGAGCGUGUGAAAGUGCAGAAGAUGCUGACGCAGGAGUUUUUCAAGGAGAACGUCGAGCGUGCUCGUGCCCGCAAUGAGCGAGCCAAGGAGCUGGACGUCAUCAUCGCUGCGACCGACAUCUCUGACAACCGCAAGGAGCAGAAGAAGAAUAGUAUGCGCAAGUCCGAAGCCAACUUCUUGCGAUUUUUACGCACACACGAGAAGCCACAGAACUACCAGACUCUCAAGAUCAUUGGCAAGGGCGCCUUCGGAGAGGUGCGGCUGGUGCAGAGGAAGCAUGAUGGAAAGAUCUAUGCUCUAAAGUCCCUGAUCAAACAGGAGAUGCACAAGAAAGACCAACUCGCUCACGUCCGCGCUGAGCGUGAUAUCCUGGCCAACGCAGACAGCCCGUGGCUCGUGAAGCUGCACACAUCCUUCCAAGACUCGACCUUCUUGUACAUGCUUAUGGAGUUCUUGCCAGGUGGUGACCUCAUGACCAUGCUCAUCAAGUACGAGAUCUUCUCGGAGGACAUCACGAGGUUCUACAUGGCAGAGAUUACACUAGCCAUUGAAGCCGUCCACAAGCUUGGGUUCAUUCAUCGUGACAUCAAGCCUGACAACAUCCUUCUCGACCGUGGAGGUCACAUCAAGCUGACUGACUUCGGUCUCUCCACUGGUUUCUCUAAAGAGCAUUCCGCAUCCUAUUACCAACAGCUCAUGUCGUCGAGCAAGCAGAAGUCCGUGGCUCAGAACCGCAACAGUGUCUCCAUCGACCAGAUCCAGCUCACUGUCUCCAACCGCAACCAGAUCAACACUUGGCGCAAGUCGAGACGUCAACUGGCGUACUCGACAGUUGGUACCCCAGACUACAUCGCCCCGGAGAUCUUCAGUGGCAAGGGAUACGAUUUCGGGUGUGACUGGUGGAGCGUCGGUACUAUCAUGUUUGAGUGUCUGGUUGGCUGGCCACCGUUCUGUGCUGAGGAGCCACACGAUACCUACCGCAAAAUCGUUGACUGGCCACGCCAUCUCAACUUCCCACCAGACCAGCAACUGGGUCCAGAGGCUGAGCAUUUCAUUAGAAGUCUCAUCUGCGACUCCCAAAACCGUCUGGGUCGUGUGCAUGGCGCAGCUGAGUUGAAAGCCCACCCAUUCUUCCAUGGCGUCAACUGGGACGGCCUUCGCAAGAUCCGUGCACCAUUCGAGCCGAAGCUGCAGAGCAACAUCGAUACUCAGUACUUCCCGAUCGACGAGAUUCCGCAGGUCGACAACUCGGCCCAGCUCCGCGCUCAGACGGAAGCCGCCGUUGGACAGGACGACUCGACGCUGAGCCUGCCGUUCAUCGGUUACACGUACAAGCGGUUCGACGCGUUCCGUGGCAGCUAA
Molecule: messenger RNA, 1944 nt
Organism: Zasmidium cellare ATCC 36951
Lineage: Eukaryota; Fungi; Ascomycota; Dothideomycetes; Mycosphaerellales; Mycosphaerellaceae
Exons: 5
Coding region: 1-1944 (647 amino acids)
Biological process (GO): peptidyl-serine phosphorylation; intracellular signal transduction
Molecular function (GO): ATP binding; protein serine/threonine kinase activity
Source: RefSeq, a predicted model, not a curated record